Oikopleura dioica is the source of this 855-nucleotide messenger RNA. The record is from the annotation of a GenBank genome assembly. NCBI's taxonomy places the organism in Eukaryota, Metazoa, Chordata, Appendicularia, Copelata, Oikopleuridae.
AUGAGAGGAAUUUCAACAACAUCGCUUUUUCUGUUAAUUUUUUCUUAUGCACAAGAAAUAACUGUAGUGGACAAGAUCUUCUCCAGCGAUGUUAAUUGUGAAGCGACAGAAGGCUGCGAUCCCGAAAAUGACCCUAAACAUCCACAGAGAGUAGCAAUAUGUAAAGCAUAUGUUCCUCACGAAGAGUCCACUGACUUGACGUUUUAUUUCGAUGGACAACGAAGAAACAGCGCCGCUGAUAUGGUCUGUGAAAAUAACAAUAAUCGAACUGUUUGCGAAGUUUCAUUGACUUUGACUGAGCCAAUUACCCGGGACAUGCAUCAAUCAGAAGUAAAAUGUGUCUAUGCAGACGAGCGGGACGACAUUGAAAGAGAAUCGACGGCGAAAUUGAAUGUUCUUCAUCCUCCAACAGUUUUAAUGACAGGAGAUCAGAGAAUGUUCAAAGACGAGAAUGUGCUCAACUGUACUGCAUCUGGGUAUCCAACGCCGAUAAUUGGGGUCAAUAGCUUGGUUCAAAAGGAAAUCUCCAAAAGCUACAAAGGCGAGAGUUUGGAUGUUACGGACGGAAUCGCAAUCAUCCCUAAAGAAACAAAAUGGGAUCAAGUGAUUGUCUGCUACGCUCAGAAUGGAAUUAACGCAGUUGCCGAAAAAAGAAAAGAAUCUAUCGUCAGCGCAACAUAUUCGGAUCUCUUCCUGCCUCACUUUUUCGUCAGAUACAUGCUCAUCAUGUAUUUUUUCUUCUUCGGUGCAAGUGCUAUAAUCCUGAUUUACUGCUAUUACGAAAUGCAACGCCCUGAUAAACGAUUCGGCACCGUCGCACGAGGCGGACUAAGUACCAAACCUCUGAUCAACUAA